Rotaria sp. Silwood1 is the source of this 567-nucleotide messenger RNA. The record is from the annotation of a GenBank genome assembly. NCBI's taxonomy places the organism in Eukaryota, Metazoa, Rotifera, Eurotatoria, Philodinida, Philodinidae.
AUGGGUUUUACAGAACGAUUUCCUCGAUGGAUUACAGCAGUUAUAGGCAUUGUUCAAUUGGUGUUAACCGCUGGUAUUCUUGGUUUAGAAAUAGUUUCUAAUUAUAUUGAUCUUGGCCAUGGUACAAUAUGGGUCGGAAUUUGGGCUAGUAUUAUUUUUAUCAUAACAUUUCUUCAAAUGUUUUUUAUCACUUGUUGUUGUCGAGGACGUUGUAAUUCCUUUUAUGUCUUCAUUAUGACCAUCGUUAGUGGUUUAUUAGCUAUUGUGGUCAUUUAUUUUGAUCAACUUUUUAUGAAUGAACCAUGUAAAUGUUAUUUAGGUGAUACAUUAUGUUGUAUAAUGCGUGGUGUUCCAACAUUCAGCAGUAACUUUACAGGUGUUCUUCAAGAUUGUACUAAUGCUCUUACAUUAGGUACAAUCUCAUCAAAAACAUGUCCGUCUAUACCUUAUGAUAAAGUAUCAUAUAUCAAAGCACAAUUAGCUUGUGCUGUUGCUAUGGUAGUUACUUGUGUAGUUUAUAUUGUUGUUUUUCUAUUUGCUUGUUUCGGUGUUUGCUUUGGUCAUUAA